UCUUCCACCCGGCCGAGGAUAAACAUCACGACUCCAAAAUCUGCCCCGACCCCCGACGACGCCGCUUUCCCCUCAAUUGCGCCGCUGCGCUUGCGAUCACGAAUCUGCGAAUGCGAUCCGCCCUACCAGUGCUACUUAUUACAAAGUAGUCCACCAAACUCCCUGUACCGCGUGUCAAUGCUUGCAGUAGACAAGCACAAGGGCAACGGCUUCCUGCAUAUACCAUUUACUCGCUCGACCUCUAAGAACCUCCGUCACAUCACCCCGGCCCAGCGCCGUCAGUCGGCUAUCCGCCCAACGACCAAGUCUACCUCCUUGUCCCCGCGACCUCAUGUGGUCCGCGACGCGAACACCGGUCUCGAGACGACUGCGCCAACCAUCGAGUCCAAGAGACCUAGUCCUGUCGUGACGAGCACGUCGCACAAGGAACGCCUCUUUUCUCUCCACCAACCCACCAUUGGAGACUCCUGACUGCUGAGGAUACGAGCUGUAGGAGACCCAAGGCUCGCCGCCUUCAUUCUUUCUGCCCUGCCCUGUCCUGCUUGUAAGCCGUCUGCCUACCUGCGGCGCAAAAGGAACAAGAAGAAAGAGGGAGAAAACAAGGCUCUACCCGGCCUAUAUUGCGGGAGCGCACAGCGCCUAUUUCUGGCCCUGCUCUCUCAUACCACGUCGCCACGGGAAACCAUUGUCCGGCUUGACUCCUAUUCGCAGACUCGAACUGCCACUACGCACAUUGGUCUUGGGAGUAGCUAGUCACGCAGCGGUGGUGUACUUUUGAGCUGUGUGUGUGUGUGUGUGUGUGU
Colletotrichum phormii is the source of this 803-nucleotide messenger RNA. RefSeq lists its product as uncharacterized. Bases 178 to 471 code for a protein of 97 amino acids. The transcript has a single exon. Lineage: Eukaryota; Fungi; Ascomycota; Sordariomycetes; Glomerellales; Glomerellaceae. The record is from RefSeq and is a predicted model, not a curated record.